AUGGCUCUCUACGACUCGAGAUCUGUCAAGAACUUGGAAAAAUGCAUUAACAUGAACCCACCUGAAUCUUCCUCCUCUUGUUCGACUGAAAAUCAAAUUGACAACAUCGGUUUUCAAAAUUAUUCCUCUCCACAACAACAACCAUUGAAUGUCAAUAACAACAACACGAGUGCACUCGUAUUCAAAGCAAUGAAUAGAACGGAAUCGACUCAAUGUAGCACCACUCAUUCAUCACAACCUUCUCUCAUGAGUCAAGGUACCACCACCACAACCACCUCCAUAUUGAAAUCUUCUCCUCCUCAUUCCACAUCACAUCCGCCACCUGUCAUGUCAUCAUCACAACAACAACUCUCAUCACCACCAUUCCUACACAGGAGAACACAAUCAGAAUUUAUCAGUGGUAGUGGUGUUCAUCAUCAUCAUCCUAACGACCAUGACAUUCAAGAAGGAAAUUUAAUUGCAACAACAACAACAACGAAUGAAACAACAAUCAAAACAACCACACAAGGCCUCAUUUCAGAAAAGAAUGAUAAAGCUUCAAAUUUCAAAAAGAACCAUGUUAAAGUCCAUGAUGAUCCAAGUGUCACUAUGACCACCACCACAGCAACAACAGAACCAACAUUCAACCAAAUAUUCAACCCAAUACUACAGGUUGAUCCCAUACAGCCACAAACCAAUUUGUCGACAACUCAAAUUUCCAAAUUUCCAACAGAACCACAAGGAGUGGACAUUCCGAACAACAUGAAUUCCACCAACAACACCACCAACAACAACAACAACACUUCUUCAAAUUAUCAUAUAAGGACCACACCUCCUCCACCACCGAAAAGUAAAUAUCGAAAAAAACAUUUUUCAUUAUUCGAAAUGAAUUCACCUUCCAUGAUGAUACAACAACAUGUCCAUCUCACUCCAUCUUCUUUGAUUUUCUACACACCUACCACUCGAAAGAGAUUAGGUCAUGUUGAAGAAUUUAGUAAGAAUGAUCAUGAUAAUGUCAAAGCUGCUCUUUCACGUGAGGAUUCAAUGACAACCUUCAAAGAAAACACUUUUAAGGAUGAUGGAAUAACGAGUAGUAGUAAUAGUAGUAGAAGUAUCACUAGCAGUCAUUUCAUCAUGGAUCCAAUCAAUUCCAAUUGGCAACACACAUCAUCCACCUUAGAAAAGAGUCCUUUCACUCCACCUUUGAAUGGAAUCAAACAUCGAACAACAACUCAACCACAAGUCACUCAUUCUUCUCAUCAUGAUGUGUAUCAUCAUUACACUCUUGAAGAAUUUCCUCUUCCUGAUUUUUCGAAUGUGAAAAAACAUAAUCACAUUACCUUUGAUCAGUUCAAUUCUUCCAUUCAUUCAUCUUCAACAACACAAGUCCUACCAAAUGCAACGAUGGCCAACCAUGAGCUGUCAUCCUUGUCACAACAAUCAAGUCCACUUCCCUCAGUUUCUGAUUUAUUGGCCUCUCAAGAAUCUUCAAAGGAAAAAGAAAAUACAGUGGUCAUUGGUCCUUACACUGUAUUUAUUGAUUCUGAAUAUUCUCUAAGUGCUUCCUCUGUAUUGGAUGGAAUUUUUUCAAUUCAUGACGAUACUGGACUCGAUUCGAGAGUUCCAAAAGGAGCUCUCUCUUCAGAAAAAUACUUUUAUGAAGGUUUUAAUACGACAACAAAUGAGAAAGUUAAUGUUAUUAGCAAAUUGGUAGAUUCUAACUAUGUGGAGGCUUAUCGAGAAAAAUCAAAAAAAUUAUUAUUACUUGACAAUCAUGUGACAGGAAUUAUUCAAUUAUUGGAUGUUGCUGAAAUUCAGUUGAAAAAUUCGAUUCAUGAAGAAGAGAGUGAAAUUAAUCAAUCUUCUUCUUCUUCGGCAGGAUCGAUAUUUUACAUUUUUGUAGAACCUUGUCUGCUCAUGCACAAAAUUAUUCAAAAAACCAAAAUUGAAGAAAAGAAAUUUUCGUAUCCAAUUUUACUCGAAUGGUUGAGUCAGCUUGCGGAUGGAUUGGCAAAUAUUCAUGAACAUUUAUCAACAGUUCACGGAAAUAUCAAUGUCAACUCAAUUUUCUACUCCAAAAACGAAGAAUGCAUGAAAAUUGGAAACAUGUUACUUCUCACACCUGAAAUUUCUAAAAGACGACUCAGUGAACCAAAAUCUCCAUUUCCUGAAUCACUGAAUGAUUUUAAUUUUAGCACUUAUCGAUCGAAUACUUCAUUCACACCAUUAGAUUUAGGAAAAGAAAAACCAAGAUAUGACAUGAAAACAGAGGUGUGGUUGUUUGGAAUUCUCACAAUUACAAUCAUUACCAUGAAAAAUAUGAAUGUGAUCAUGAAUAGCUUUAUCGAUAACGAUCAAUCCUUUGUUUCCUCACUUUUCCAAAUCAUUAGCAAGCAAUACAAUGACAGAUUUUGUGCAUUGAUAUGGAGAGCAUGUCAUUCAGAUCCCUCCUAUCGACCAACAAUGCGCGAAUUGUGUUACCAACUUGGUUUACUUAAAAAGUAUAGAAGUAUUUCAGGUUCAACAAGCUCCACACGAAAUUCCAUUAUUGAAAGUGAUGUGAAUCAAUAUCAAAAACAUCUCGAUGAUAUUCGUGUGAAUAUGGAACUAGGUUCAAUCCUCGGUGAUUUAUACGGAGUAGAAGAAGGACAAGUUAGUGAGCAAAAACUUCAUUCUAGAAAUAGUAAUAGUUAUGACAUUUUACCACUUUGUACUUCUGAUGGACCAGCUGUAUUAUCUUCUCUCAUUUCGAUUGGAAGAACCAUUAUGAGAUUUGUGAACAAACAUUACAAAAUCAAAGACAAGAAAAAGAAAAAAAACAAACUCAUGGUUAUGAAAAACAAAAUCAAAAAGUUGACAAAACAAGAGAAAAUAGAUGCUGAUUCUCGAAGAUUAAGUAAGAAAACUCUUGAAGAAGAAUUACAACUUGGAAAUCACACACGAGUAUUUGAACAUCAGGAAGAAGUGGAUCUCAAAAUCAUGCAAACGAAAAUUGAAAGUCAAUAUCGAAUCAUUUCAAUUAUUGGAAGUGGCAGUCAAGGAACUGUCAUUAAAGCUUUUGAUAUCAAGAAUAAUAGACAUGUGGCAAUCAAACGAAUUCGAAUGAAAGACAAUAAUGACACAUUAUUAGCAGCUAAAGAAAUAUCUUCCAUGUUCUCUCUUUCAGAAUGUGAAAAUAUUUGUAAAAUUUAUCAUUGGUUUAUCUAUUGUGAAAAUAGAGAAGAUAAAAAGAAUAUGGAUCAACAAGCGAGUCCAAAUCUCUAUGAAAGUGAAGAAGAAGAUACAGAAGCUGAGGAUGAUGAAGAUGACGAUGAUGAAUAUGAUUUUAAAGAUUAUGCCAAUGAAACUUGGUACAUCUCCAUUGUGAUUGAAUAUUGUUCAGAAGGUGAUUUAAGAAAAGCAUUACGAUAUUGUCGAGAUACAAAUACCUAUUUCAAAAACUCAGUGGUGAAAAAUUGGCUCACUCAACUCGUCACUGCUGUGGAUUAUAUUCAUCGAAAAAACCUCAUGCAUCGAGAUAUUUCAUUGAAGAAUAUCUUUCUUCAUUCGAUCGUUGAUCAAAACAUGUUACAAGAAUCUUCCUAUUUUGAUCAUUGUAUUGUGAAAUUGGGAGAUAUGGGUCUAUCCAUCAAAUUGGAAGAAUUGAAUGGAAAAAACGCUCAAUGGGGCACAAGAAGAACGAUGGCUCCUGAACAGAGACUUGGCAAACGAUACGAUUGUUCAGUAGAUAUUUGGAGUAUGGGAUGUAUUGCUUUAGAAAUGAUUUCACAAUAUAAUUUAUCUUCAAAAAAAGGUGGUGAUCGAUCAUUGGAUGAUUUGAGACAUGUGGAUUAUUAUUCUGAAAUUAAGAAUAAUCCAAAUUAUUUGAAUGAAGUGUUAAAACCAUUGGAACAUUACUAUGAUGAUCAUAUUAUUCAAUUUAUUAAGAGUUGCAUUGUAAUUGAACCAUGGAAGAGAGCAACCACACAACAAUUAUUUAAUUUACUUCAUCAAGAUAUUCGAUCGGUGGAAAAUGUGGAAAUGCAUUUCGAUGAAAGUUUGGAAGAAUUUAGACCUUCUCCUUUUCCAUCCAUCAAACAUGAAAGUGUGACCAUGAUGAAUCAUCCUCAUCAUUAUCAACAACAACAUGACGAUGAUCAUCGUCAUUCCAACAACAACUCGAACAAUUUGAACUCGAAUUUGGGUCUUUUAAAUCAUUCCUCCAAGCUCUCUACCAUGGUGAGUCAUGCCAGUCUCUCCAAUUUUGCACUUCUCAAAACAGAAAUGAAAGGUGAUCCAAUUGAAGAAAACACUUCACAACGAAGAUUAUCAGGAAAUCCUGUAUUUAUUGAACUUGAAAAUUCAAAUCGAAAAUAUGUCAAACCAGAACCAAAGGGACAAAACAGUGGAAGAUCAUGUGCUUCUUUGAGUGUGUUGGACAGUAAGGACGUUCUCACAAGUUAUAGUUUGAGUAUGUUUUUCAAAGAGAUUGAAUUUGAAGAAAAGCAUGAAAAAGAAACAAGAACGAAUGAAUCAUUGAGCAAUGGUGAUCACCAUUCGUCACUCAUCACGAUGAAUAACAUUUGUGAUACAUCGUCACUGCCUGAGGAAUUUUCAAGUCAAGUGAAGAAGGGACACGAAAACAAUCUUCACAAAUUAUUGCAAAAACCAAUUAUGGAAUGGACGACUUCAGAUGUUGGAAUUUGGCUAAUUUCCAUCGAUUUUAGCAAGUUUGUGGAGAAUUUUCAAUCACAAAAUAUUACAGGUAAAGCACUGUUACUCAUUAGAGAAGAAGACUUGAAAGAUGUGGGUUGUGUAAAGGUUGGUGAUAAAUUGUUAUUGUGGAAUAUGAUACAAAAUUUGAAACAAUUGAAUGAAAAGAGAUCCAAGAAGAAAUAG
This is a messenger RNA of Naegleria fowleri, 4857 nucleotides long. RefSeq lists its product as uncharacterized. Bases 1 to 4857 code for a protein of 1618 amino acids. The transcript has a single exon. Gene Ontology annotation, biological process: protein phosphorylation. The record is from RefSeq and is a predicted model, not a curated record. Lineage: Eukaryota; Heterolobosea; Eutetramitea; Acrasida; Naegleriidae. Gene Ontology annotation, molecular function: protein serine/threonine kinase activity; protein binding; ATP binding. Gene Ontology annotation, cellular component: cytoplasm.